Molecule: messenger RNA, 1212 nt
Organism: Aspergillus tanneri
Lineage: Eukaryota; Fungi; Ascomycota; Eurotiomycetes; Eurotiales; Aspergillaceae
Exons: 2
Coding region: 1-1212 (403 amino acids)
Source: RefSeq, a predicted model, not a curated record
AUGGCUCCUGUCUCAUUCUCCCUGUUCGCCCGCAACUUCAACCUCAGUACCACGCCUCCGCUCUUCACCAACCAGCUAAACAACCCCACAGACAUCUUCUCUGUGCUGCUGAUCCUCGGCGGCGAUGUUGUGAAUCGCGCCAUUGCGCAAUUGGCGGGGCCACGAGUGACUCCAGUAGCAUUUUCAUUCGGCUGGGUGGCCUACAUCAUGACCGCAUUGGUAACAGUUAUCGGCGAACACAGACUGAUGCCACUCCCCGACAGUCCAUGUCACGUCAUCAAUGGGAAAACCGGCUAUGUGCGGACGAACCGCAGCUGGAUUCUGGGACGCAUGAUGCGAGACUACGAAGUAUGGAUGGACUUGCGUAUCCGACGGCACGUACAGGACAUGCUCACUCGACGAUGGGACAAGAUGCGCGAAGAAGCGGAACGACACCGACCCGGGAGUGGGAAGAUGAUUGCGCGCCCGAAGCGUGCCGGUCUCUGUGUUUCUGUUUACCGGGCGGAGAGGGCGCAGAUUGGUCGCCAUGCGUACGACUGGUUGUGGUAUUUGGGAUUGGUGACGGCCGGAGUGCAGUUGGGGAUAGCGGCAAUUCCGCUGGGGGUGGAGGGAGAUUGGAGUGUGAUGUUGGUGACUGGAGCGGGGAUCGGGUUGUCGAUUGCGACGGGAAGUUUGAGACAGUGGUCGAGGGAGAAAUGGGCCUGUCGCGGCGAGACGAGGAAGACGGUGGUGUUGACGAGGGGAAAUGGUAGUCAGCAUGCGAUUGUGAUCGUGGGCGAUGGGAAGGGGUUGGAUUUGGAGGAUUUGGCCGCGGGGCCUGGCGAAAUGGAGGAUACGAAGCUCUCCCGGAUGACGCAGGCCGUGGUGACGGUGUUGGCAGUGUUGUGGACGUUGUUGUUGAUUCUCGCGGCUGGGUCAACCAUGCAUACAUGGUUUCUCCUGGCGGUUGGCGCAGUGGGUAUCGCGGAGAAUAUCCUGGUCGCCGGGUCGCCCAGGAUGCCGGCAGCUUAUGGCGUGCACUUGGCUUUCCAGGAGGUCAUUGGGGAGGCGAAGGUGAUGGAUACGCUGUUCGCGGUCGAGAAGGCGUAUCCUCACGUGGGACGCAGUAUGUUAGAUACAUUCUUCCCGGGGAAGUUAAGGUCAAAAGAACUGGCUCGUUGGGAAGAGCUGGGUCAGUUGGCUGAUGCUAUGGAAAAAUCACUAAAGGAGUAA